Hemibagrus wyckioides is the source of this 883-nucleotide messenger RNA. It is a transcript of the gene lgals2a, whose product is annotated as lectin, galactoside-binding, soluble, 2a. Lineage: Eukaryota; Metazoa; Chordata; Actinopteri; Siluriformes; Bagridae. The transcript is spliced from 4 exons. The record is from RefSeq and is a predicted model, not a curated record. Gene Ontology annotation, molecular function: carbohydrate binding; galactoside binding; laminin binding. Bases 132 to 536 code for a protein of 134 amino acids.
GAACCCAUCAGUCACGCAUCCGUCGCCCCGCCCUCCAGCCCUUGCUUUAAAAAGCUCCGAACGCAUUGCGCCUUUAUCUCGAAACUUCUCACCUUUCAUCUUCUCCGCAGACAUCGCAGAGAAAAAUCAACAUGAGCGGUGUAGUAGUGCAGAACAUGUCCUUUAAACAAGGGCAGACCAUGAUGAUAACCGGUGUCCCCAAUCCCAACUCCAACAAUUUUGCCAUCAACAUUGGGAGCAGUCCUGAUGAACUCGCUCUGCACUUGAACCCUCGCUUCGAUGCUCAUGGAGAUAACCGCACUGUGGUGUGUAACUCGUUCCAGGGGGGCAGCUGGUGCCAGGAGCACAGACCGGACGGCUUUCCCUUUAAUCAGGGGGAGGAGUUUAAGGUGUGGAUCACAUUCACCAACGAGGAGUUUAAGAUCACGCUGCCGGAUCAAUCAGAGAUCCUCUUCCCGAACCGCCCCGGUGCUGAAAAGUACAACUACUUCCUCUUCGAAGGCGAGGUGCGAAUCCAAGGCAUCGAGAUCAAGUAGUGUGAAUUUCUACCAUGGUGGAAGACCAAGUCUGUUCACUUAUUCUGCUAAUCUCUGCUAACUUUCCUCUGCCUCACACGUCACUGUGGUACUAUGCAACUAAACCACUUAGCAGGAAGCUGAGAGAACAACGCCUUUCUCAUCACAUGCUGAUUACAUGAUGAAACCAUGACGUUUACGCCAAAGCUUUUUCUUGCAGUUUUAACAUCAUUCCAAAAAAAAAAAAAUGCAAGCCAUGAAAUUACAUGAUUCUGUUUUGUAGCUGAAACCAAAUGAAAAGUGCUGUUCCAUCAGCCAUGUUUUGCUUCUUGUUUCUUUGGAAAUAAAAAGACUCAAAAAGGACUGGA